This is a messenger RNA of Lagenorhynchus albirostris (white-beaked dolphin), 2614 nucleotides long. RefSeq names its product meiotic nuclear divisions 1 (gene MND1). Gene Ontology annotation, cellular component: nucleus. Lineage: Eukaryota; Metazoa; Chordata; Mammalia; Artiodactyla; Delphinidae. Gene Ontology annotation, biological process: negative regulation of translation; proteasome-mediated ubiquitin-dependent protein catabolic process; protein polyubiquitination. The transcript is spliced from 15 exons. The record is from RefSeq and is a predicted model, not a curated record. The coding region runs from base 113 to 2482 and encodes 789 amino acids. Gene Ontology annotation, molecular function: translation repressor activity; protein binding; double-stranded DNA binding.
CUGAGCCUCCUCUUAUUUCCUCCAUUUUUCUCUUCCUCUCCUCUGUUCAUGAGCUGGCACAUCACUCCAUAGAGCAGAAGAUAUGCUGGGCUUCUGAUGAUGGCUGCACUGCAUGCGGCAGCGUGCAGGGUCAAAGACAGCCGGCCCCCCAUGUCAGUGGUCUAGGAUGGCAAGUGAAGCCACCAACAUCCCAAGUCCUGUGGUGCGCCAGAUUGACAAGCAGUUUCUGAUUUGCAGUAUAUGCCUGGAAAGGUACAAGAAUCCCAAGGUUCUCCCCUGUCUGCACACUUUCUGCGAGAGGUGCCUGCAGAACUACAUUCCCGCCCACAGUCUAACCCUCUCCUGCCCCGUGUGCCGCCAGACCUCCAUCCUGCCCGAGAAGGGGGUGGCCGCGCUCCAGAACAACUUCUUCAUCACAAACCUGAUGGACGUGCUGCAGCGAACUCCAGGCAGCAAUGCUGAGGAGUCCUCCAUCCUGGAGACAGUCACCGCUGUGGCUGCGGGGAAGCCUCUCUCUUGCCCAAACCACGAUGGGAAUGUGAUGGACUUUUACUGCCAGUCCUGCGAGACUGCCAUGUGUCGGGAGUGCACGGAGGGGGAGCAUGCGGAACACCCCACAGUCCCCCUCAAGGACGUGGUGGAGCAGCACAAGGCCUCACUCCAGGUCCAGCUGGACGCUGUCAACAAAAGGCUCCCAGAAAUAGAUUCUGCUCUUCAGUUCAUCUCAGAAAUCAUCCAUCAGUUAACCGACCAAAAGGCCAGCAUUGUGGAUGACAUCCAUUCUACCUUUGAUGAACUCCAGAAGACUUUAAAUGUGCGCAAGAGCGUGCUGCUUAUGGAGCUGGAAGUCAACUAUGGUCUCAAACACAAAGUCCUCCAGUCGCAGCUGGAUACUCUGCUUGAGGGGCAGGAGAGUAUCAAGAGCUGCAGCAGCUUCACGGCGCAGGCCCUCAACCAUGGCACGGAGACGGAGGUGCUGCUUGUGAAGAAGCAGAUGAGCGAGAAGCUGAACGAACUGGCGGACCAGGAUUUUCCGCUGCACCCGCGAGAAAACGACCAGCUGGACUUCAUCGUGGAGACCGAGGGGCUCAAGAAGUCCAUCCACAACCUCGGGACGAUUUUAACCACCAACGCCGUCGCCUCCGAGACGGUGGCCACGGGCGAGGGGCUGCGGCAGACCAUUAUCGGGCAGCCCAUGUCCGUUACCAUAACAACCAAGGACAAAGACGGCGAGCUGUGCAAAACGGGCAACGCCUACAUCACGGCGGAGCUGAGCACGCCCGACGGCAGCGUGGCGGACGGGGAGAUCCUGGACAACAAGAACGGCACGUACGAGUUCCUGUACACAGUACAGAAAGAGGGCGACUUCACUCUGUCCCUGCGGCUCUACGACCAGCACAUCCGCGGCAGCCCGUUUAAGCUGAAGGUGAUCCGGUCGGCGGACGUGUCCCCCACCACCGAGGGCGUGAAGAGGCGCGUAAAGUCCCCGGGGAGCGGCCAUGUGAAGCAGAAGGCUGUGAAGAGACCCGCUAGCAUGUACAGCACCGGGAAACGAAAAGAGAAUCCCAUCGAAGACGAUCUGAUCUUCCGCGUGGGAACCAAAGGAAGAAAUAAAGGGGAAUUUACAAAUCUUCAAGGGGUAGCAGCAUCUACAAAUGGGAAGAUAUUAAUUGCAGACAGUAACAACCAGUGCGUGCAGAUAUUUUCCAAUGAUGGACAGUUCAAAAGUCGUUUUGGCAUACGAGGACGCUCUCCCGGGCAGCUGCAGCGGCCCACAGGAGUAGCUGUGCAUCCCAGUGGGGACAUAAUCAUUGCAGAUUAUGAUAAUAAAUGGGUUAGCAUCUUCUCAUCAGAUGGGAAGUUUAAGUCGAAGAAAAAAGGACUAAGUGCAGAGGAAAAGAGAGCCCGCAUGAUGGAAAUAUUUUUUGAGACGAAAGAUGUAUUUCAAUUAAAAGACAUGGAGAAGAUUGCUCCCAAAGAAAAAGGCAUUACUGCUAUGUCAGUAAAAGAAGUCCUUCAAAGCUUGGUUGAUGAUGGUAUGGUUGACUGUGAGAGAAUUGGAACAUCUAAUUAUUAUUGGGCUUUUCCAAGUAAAGCUCUUCACGCCAGGAAACGUAAGCUGGAGGUUCUGGAAUCUCAGUUAUCUGAGGUAAACCAAAAGCAUGCAAACCUGCAGAAAAGCAUCGAGAAAGCUAAAAUUGGCCGACAUGAAACGGAAGAGCGAACCUUGCUAGCAAAAGAGCUUUCUUCACUUCGAGACCAAAGGGAACAGCUAAAGGCUGAAGUAGAAAAAUACAAAGAAUGUGACCCGCAAGUUGUGGAAGAAAUACGUCAAGCAAAUGAAGUGGCCAAAGAAGCUGCUAACAGAUGGACUGAUAACAUAUUUGCAAUAAAAUCUUGGGCCAAAAGAAAAUUUGGGCUCGAAGAAAAUAAAAUUGAUAAAAAUUUUGGAAUUCCAGAAGACUUUGACUACCUAGAUUAAAAUGUUUGAUGUCAGUGAAGGAGCUAUGUGCUUGUGAAUAUGUAAAUUUUUAUAUUAUCCAGCUAAAUGUACUGAAUUUUCAUUUACCUAUAACUGUUUGUUUUAUUAAUUUUAAAUAAAGUAUAAAGUGUA